Messenger RNA from Mucor velutinosus, 1572 nucleotides. RefSeq lists its product as uncharacterized. Gene Ontology annotation, cellular component: mRNA cleavage and polyadenylation specificity factor complex. The transcript is spliced from 7 exons. Lineage: Eukaryota; Fungi; Mucoromycota; Mucoromycetes; Mucorales; Mucoraceae. The coding region runs from base 1 to 1572 and encodes 523 amino acids. The record is from RefSeq and is a predicted model, not a curated record.
AUGAGCCAUUUAUCAGACGAAGAUGAUGAGUUUUUAUACGGAAAUUCUGACGCAUUGGACACCAAGAAGACGAAGAAUCCAUUGGAUACCAAGACAAAUGAUGAUGUUGACGAUCUGUAUGAUAUAUAUGACGAUGAAAACGAUGCUAAGGAAAAAGAGAAGGCCGAGACAAAUGCAGCCGAACAUACAAACAAGGCAGAUGCUGAUAGCGAAAUGGUAGAUACGACAGAUGCAGGAUCAGCAGCAGCGUCUGCGCAAGUAGAUAAGGAUGGCGAUGAAAACAACGAUCAAGAGGAAGAGGAAGACAGUGACGAUGAUCUAGAGAUUAUCCUGGAACCUGAGGAAGAACCUCAACAAGAGACCGAAACAGAGCAAGCACAAGGAGAGCAAGCUACCACAACAAACGAAACCAAAGAUACACCUGUAAAUAUCAAACCCGGUCAACAAGGCAAACCUUCAUCAGCGCCCACUACAUCUACAUCCACCGUCAACGCCACAGGAGCCAAAACAUCACAGGGUGGAAUCAACUUGGAAGCAGUAGGAGAAUACAAUGGUCAACCUAUCACUGAUGUCGAUCUUGACAAUGUAGAGGAUAAACCCUGGCGUAAACCAGGUGCUGAUAUCACUGAUUAUUUCAACUAUGGCUUCAAUGAAAUUACAUGGCGAUCUUACUGUGCAAAGCAAAAGAUGUUGAGAGAGAACAAAAAGAUGAUGGGAGAUAUGGAUAUAGGCGAUUUCAUGUCCAUGAGUAUGAUGAUGCCUCCUGGCAUGAUGGACGGUACAAUGCCUGGUAUGCCUGGCAUGCCUCCAGGAAUGCCCAACCCAAUGAUGGGCUUGCCAAUGGGUAUGCCUCCUCCACCUCAAGGCGGAAACCCCUCUAUGAGAAACAACCGUGGCGGAGGAAAUUUCAAUGCAAGAGGUACAGGUAGAAAUAUGCCCAUGAGCAAUCGACCCAAGAACCCAGAUGGCGGCAAAGAUCGUGAAGGUGGCAGUGGUAGUGGCAAUAACAAUGACAUGAUGGAAGGCAACAUGACUAUGGAAGAUGGCAACAUGUUUCCUAUGGAGUUUCCUACAGGACCUGGUGGCAUGCCCAUGAACAUGUUCCCUCCUGAUAUGCCUGGAGGGCCCAUGGGUAUGCCCUUUUUCAACCCAAAUAUGCCUGGUGUGCCUCCCAUGGGAUUCGAUGGUGGUGAUUUUAGAGGAAAUGGUGGAAAUAAUCCAGGACGCCCCAACAUGAGAGGUGGUGGACACAUGAACAACAGAUCUUCUAUGCCUCGUAACGGAGGCCAUGGUGGAAGUAAUCAGUCGUCAUCCUCUGCAUCCAACUGGCGAAACUCGUCCUCUUCUGGAAGAGAUCGAGACAGAGACAGCGGCCGUGAUGGUGGUCGAGAUGGCGGUCGUGAUAGAGACGAAAGUCGAGAUCGUGGCAGAGACAGUGGUCGUGAUAGAGGAAGAGGAAGAGAUCGUGAUGAAUCUGGUGAUCAUCGCUCAGACUCACGGAAGAGACAUCAAAGUGAUAGAGACACAUCCUUGCAUGGUGAUGAUCGAUACGAAAAAAGAUCUCGUCGUUAA